AAUCAACCCAGGCUUGCGCUGGUUUAUGGCACAUUGACUUUGCAGAGGCAAUGCCCUCUAGCAAACUCUCCGAGUAAUUGAAUCAAGUCUUUUGCUCCAGAGACUCGAAGUGCUGCUCAGUUGAGAGUCUGCGCUUCCAAGGGAAACAUCGUCGUAUCCAGGCUCUAACAGGGAACGAGGAAGAUGCUUUCUGGAGUCCAUCGUUUCAGACUAGCAGCAAUUCUAGUGCUGCUGCCAUGUUUAUUAUGUUUCAAUGUGGACGAGAAGAACAGGAUGUCGUUUAGUGGACCAGUGGAGGACAUGUUCGGAUACACCGUCCAACAAUUUGAGAACAGUGAGGGAAAAUGGGUUCUGAUUGGUUCUCCUUUGACCGGACAGCCAGCCAAACGGACUGGAGAUGUCUACAGGUGCCCUGUUGGACAAAACAAAAACACUGGAUGUGAAAAGUUCCUUUUGUCAGAAAACACAACAAUUCCUAACAUACAUGAAGUAAAGGAAAACAUGACUAUGGGAACGACGCUGGUGGUUAACCCAGAUGGCAAUGGAUUUCUGGCCUGUGGUCCUCAGUAUGGAUACAUGUGUGGAAAGCAGCAGUACAUCACAGGGAUCUGCUCCAAUGUUAGUUCCUCUUUCAAAGUCCUAAACUCCAUCGCUCCAACUGUACGAGAGUGCAAGCAGGAUAUGGACAUUGUCAUAGUGUUGGAUGGCUCCAACAGCAUCUAUCCCUGGGAACAUAUCACUGACUUCCUGGUCAAAUUUCUCCAGAACAUUGAAAUUGGACCAGCCCGGGUGGGUAUCGUGUCGUAUGGAGAUGAUGUUGGCCAUGUUUUCAAUCUCAGCCAGUUCAGUAACACAAAUGAUCUGGUAAAGGAAGCUGCCAAGAUCCACCAAAGGACCGGCCACAAAACCAUGACAGCUCUCGGCAUUGACACAGCAAGGAAAGAAGCCUUCACAGUGCAGCGAGGGGCGAGACCAGGCGUCAAAAAAGUCAUGGUGAUCGUCACAGAUGGGGAGUCACAUGACCACCACAAUUUGAAAGGUGUCAUUGAUAACUGUGAAGAAGAUGGUAUCGAGAGGUUUGCCAUUGCUGUCCUUGGCGACUAUAAUCGUCAAAAUAAAAGCAUCAGCCAAGUGAAGAAGUUUAUUGAUGAAAUUGAAUACAUUGCUAGCGAGCUAAAAGAUGAUCAUUUCUUCAAUGUGUCGGAUGAAAGAGCGCUAGUGAACAUCGUCGACACCUUAGGAAGCAAGAUCUUUGCCCUAGAGGCCACAUCAGGGACUCACACCUCCUCUUUUGAGAUGGAAAUGUCUCAGGCUGGCUUCAGUGCUCACACAUCGAAAGCGGGUGUGAUGCUGGGAGCGGUGGGCGCUUUUGAUUGGAACGGGACUGUAGUGAUGCAAGCGGACAAAGAAUUUAUUGUACCAAAAAAAAACAGCUUCCAUGAUCCUGAGGUGGAUAGGUAUGAAGGCAUGGCGGGAUACGUAGGUUAUGAUGUGCAGUCUGCAUACACAUCCAAAGGAGUGCUGUUCAUCACAGGAGCACCACGGUUUAACCACAGCGGGCGUGUCACUGUGUAUCGCUUUGAUGGAGAAAAUGUCACUAUUACACAGACAUUGAAAGGAGAGCAGAUUGGCUCCUAUUUUGGCAGCAUUCUCCAGACGCAUGACAUCGACCGUGACAAUUACACUGACAUCCUUCUGGUAGGAGCUCCAAUGUACAUGGGUCCAGAGAGGGAUGAACAAGGUCAAGUCUAUGUCUACAAACUCAAUGAGGAUGGACUCUUUGAACAUGAGAUGACCCUCAAGCCUGAGAAUCAAACAUGCUGUUCUGAUCACUCGCGUAGUAGCUGUAAAAGUGUGAAUAAGAAUGAGCCGUGCGGUGCACGAUUUGGUACUGCGAUUGCUGCUGUACCUGACCUCAACCUGGACGGCUUCAGUGACGUGGUGAUCGGAUCACCCUUGGAGAACGACCAUCGAGGAGCUGUGUAUAUUUACCACGGUUCUCAGAAAUCAAUAAAGAAGAAAUAUGUACAGCGAAUUGCUGCUGGAGGAGAUGGAGUGAGCAUGAAGUUCUUUGGCCAAUCAAUUCAUGGCAUCAUGGAUUUGAAUAAUGAUGGCAUCAUUGAUGUCACUAUCGGAGGAAUAGGAGGGGCUGCACUUUAUUGGUCUCGGGAUGUUGCAGAGCUGCUUGCAGAGAUGACCUUUGACCCAAGCAAGAUCAAUCUGCAGCAGACGUGUCAGGUCCAUGGGAAGACCACAGUGUGUGUGAAGACCAAAGUGUGUUUCAAGUAUCGGAUCAAGUCUGAGAAAGACACAAACACAGGAACUGUCAUCAGGUACAGUUUGAUGCUGGACUCUCUGAGAGUGAUUUCCAGAGGACGUUUUAAUGAGACAGAUGACAGAAGAUUGCAGAAGAACGAGUCUAUCAAUGAUGUGCUUUGCAGAGAACACACCUUCUACACGUCGGAUAAACUGGAUUUCAGAGAUCCCAUUAUGGUCACGUUGGAAUUUGGUUUAGCGGAUGAAGACAAAGGUCCAGUCCUGGAUGGGGAAUUACCGACGUCACUCAACAAGACCAUUGCUUUAGUGGACUGUGGGAUCAAUGACAAGUGUGUUGCUAAUCUACACCUUAAAGCCACUGCAAACAUCUCAAGCCUUCUCAUAAAAAGCAACCAGGAGAAAUUCUAUGUCAGCAUCAGCAUCCACAACAGCAAAGACAAUGCUUACAACACCAAGGUUUCACUGACCCACACAGAAAAUAUCAACUAUGUCAAAAUAGAGCCUAAAGAGAAGGAAUGUGAAACUAAUAAUACCAGAAUAGUAUGUGCAGUUGGAUACCCUUUCCUCAAAACUGAUAUUAUGGAAAUGUUCAAAAUCCAAUUUGAGCCCAAUCCUUCUCAUAUUCGUAAGGACAUUGUGAUCAAUGUUUCUGCAACCACUGAUAGCGAGGAGCCAGCUUCUGAACUAAAAGAUAACUUUGUGAGCAUCAUCAUCCCUGUAAAGCAUGAAGCCAACCUACGAUUCACUGCUAACAAGUAUAUGAAGGAGGACUACAUCAUAUUGAAAGAAAAGGAGACAAUACCGAGUGUUUUCAACCACACUAGUUUGAUUGGGGAUGAAGUGAAAAUCAGUUACACGAUCGAGAGAGAUCUAGAAUUGCAGAGUCCUCUGCUGCAGCUCACGAUUAUGUACCCGCAUCUCACAUCUGCAAAAAACUACCUGCUGUACUUCACAGAUAUCUCGCAUACAGGGAACAUCAAAUGUGAUGGCAGAGAAUUGAUGAACCCUUUAAACAUUAGACCUGACAAUCCAUACAAGGUGAAUCCUAAAACAGAGACCUUGAGCAUCUAUAUUUUGAGCUGUAAAGAAGUGAGCAACCCCUGCAAGUCAUUGAGCUGCUACAUCCCUCCUGCUGAUUUCAACCAGAUCAACGCCACUUUCAGAGUGUGGCGGCCCACCUUUAUCCAAGGAGAGUUUUCCAGUAUCUACAUGGCUGUUGAUGCCAAACUGGAGAACAAGAACACUGACCUGUUUGUGUUAAAUGAGAAUGUCAAGACACGAGAGGUCAAGAUUCAAGUCACCAAAGACAUACAAAGUGGAAUCCCACUGUGGAUUAUUAUUCUUAGUAUUCUUAUUGGACUUUUAAUACUGGCACUUGUUAUCUUUGCCUUAUGGAAGGCUGGAUUCUUCAAGAGAAAAUCAGUUGAAGACAUGAAGGAGGAUAUGAAGGAUUCUGAUUGAGUGCUGCAGUUCUGUUGUCCCUGUCCCUCAGGUCAACUCAUACUACACAUAGCCAAGGUCAUCGAGAUUACAUUUUAGAACCAGAGUCUCACCAAAGAUCCCACACCCAGCACUUGGGUUGACACCUUGAUUUAUCUUCAUGUGAUCACGGUAAACUUUAACUUUUGAAUUGAAUGUGAACUCAACGAACCUCUGAAACACCACAAGAUAUGUGGUGGACAUUUUGCCAAACCGUGAGAGCGUUGCCCAUCUUUUUCAGCUUUCUAGCUUUUGUCAAACAACAGAACAUCCCACCAGCUUGAAAACCACAAACCCUCUUCCACAACCCUCCUACAGCAUUCAUCAUCAGCAUAGCAAUGCUCAGGAGCCUUUCCUGGCCUUACAUACCAAAGUAUGCAGUGAUCUACAGCCUUGUAAUCAGAACCUUACACUCUUAUGAGUAACAGGUUUAUACAGUAUAUGGAGAUCUAUUCCAAUAGCUUGUUUUAUAAAGCACUGUACAGUUAUGUAUUUGAGUUCAAAGCAUUUUUUUAUUUAGCAUUUUGUGGUGGGCUUUUGAAUAAUGGCACAUUCCUUUUUGUUCAUGAAGCAGAACUUAGGUUUUUAGCACUGAUGUUUUUCACACUUUUUGUCUUCAUCCGAGAAUGAAGAGGAAAAGGUUUGUUUGUACUGUAAAUGUACGUAAAGCUCUAAGUGUAUAUAAAGUUAUGUUUGCAAUAUCACUUUAAUGAUAAAUUAAUAGCUGGAUCAAAGUUAUUGCUUCAUCAGUGUUCAGAGUGACACCUGGCUUGUCUCCUGACGUUUUCAUACAUGCAGCAUUUCUCAGGUAUUCCAGAUCGUUACAAUGUCGUUGCAAUGUCUGGAAUCAUAAAAUUGGACAGUUGUCUUGUCAAGUUCCUAGCCAUAUGUAAAUAUCAGAAAUACAAUUACUUGACUCAAAAAAGAUAUGUUAAAGGGUUAGUACACACCCAAAAAGAUAAAUUCUGUAAUCAUUUAUUCACCCUCAUAUCAUUCCCAACCUGUAUGAUUUUCUCUCUUCCGUGGAACACAAAACCAAAACAUUUGAAGUAUGUUCAAGCUGCUCUUUUCUUUGUCUUUUUUAGAGCUGGUCACUAUAUACUAAUUUCAUUGUAUGGAAUAGAACAGCAUGAGCAUUGUUGGAAAUUUCUCCUUUUGUGUUCCGCAGAAGAAAGCAAAUCAUACAGGUUUGGACCGACAUGAGGUUGAGUAAGUAAUAACACAACUUUCAUUUUUGGGUAAACAAUUCCUUUAAAUAUACAUAGAUAGAUGUUUAUGAUCCCUAAGGGGAAAUGCAGUGCGAAACAACAGAAAUAUCUGAUACAGUGUACACAAAUGCAUCGCUAGACAUACUGUACAUAUAGUGCAGUUAAAUCAUGUACAGUGCAAAACAUUAGACUAAAUUACACAUUUUGCAAAGUGUGCAGUGAAACAUGUAAUAUAAAUACAGUAUGAGUGCCUUAAUUUGUAAUGCACUGGGUCUAUGAAUAGGAAGGAAACGCUUUCUUUGCAAUUCUCUGUCAUACAUUUAAAUGAAGCUGUGUUUUGAUACAUUUCAUUACAUUUGUAUUAAUGAUGCAUUAAACCAAUGAUUUAAUAUGUUAAACAGAAACAAUGUAACAAUUCCAAUUUUUUUUAAACAUACCACUGUCUGUCUGUCAAUUUACCCAGAACAGAAGAAUGAGGAUGUACCUUAUUAGAUCAGUACCAAAUGUAGGAUGAACAUUUUCAAAUUUAUAUUGUAGAAUUUUGUGCAGCACAAAGCACCUCAAUAGGUAUUUUUGCUUGUCUGUUUGUUUGUUUGUUUGUCAAAAACACUAAUGCAAAAGUGGUAGAGAUCUUAGUGGUUUUGCUUGACUACCAGUGUGAAUACACAUUCAAAGCAAUCGGCCAGUGUUUCCAAAUUCUGCUUCUCUACUCAUCUAAUUAAAUAAAAGUUGAAUUAAUUGAAAAAUAAAUAAAUUAUGAUUCUGUAAGAAAAAAACAAGGUUAGGCAUCCAAUACAAAGAUGUGAACAAUGUUCUGCAGACUUCACAAUAUUACGUUUCAGGAAAAGAGCUUUAUUUAUUUAUUAUCCACAUAGUACUCUGUAUUCGCAUCAAGGACCGUAAUGUAAUUUAUCUCACUAUUAAAGCAGUUUAGUUUUAUUUUCCCCCCAUUCUGUGUGUUCCAUAGAAUGAUUAUUUUCCAUUCAUAUUGGUCACUGUAUUUAUAUUUGUCACAGCUAUUGUUAACUUUAACAUCCACUGUCAACAUUUUUUAUAACCAUCUACCAAUGUUUGUUUGUUUUUUGGAAUAAUUUGCAGUCGGUUCUUGCCAGCCAUGAGAUUCUAGUAUAUAUAAGAUCACAAUCAUCAGCAUUCAUGUUUCGAGCACAUCAUUUUGUUUUAAGCUAAUGAAGGAUAAUGUAAGGAUAAUGAAGCCUCACUCUCAAAUGACUUGGGCACCUGUCAGACACUCUGCUGUGAAGUUUUUAUGUAAUGCACUGGUUUGUCAUAUUGUACAUACUCUUUUCAGCACGGAUUUAAAAAGCGUUGCACAUAUUGUCAAGAAAACGUGCGGGAAAAUAAAUGCUUAUUUUGUCAUUUAGACAAUUCAAGA
Myxocyprinus asiaticus (Chinese sucker) is the source of this 6357-nucleotide messenger RNA. RefSeq names its product integrin, alpha 1 (gene itga1). Gene Ontology annotation, cellular component: integrin complex; external side of plasma membrane. The record is from RefSeq and is a predicted model, not a curated record. Lineage: Eukaryota; Metazoa; Chordata; Actinopteri; Cypriniformes; Catostomidae. Gene Ontology annotation, biological process: cell-matrix adhesion; cell adhesion mediated by integrin; integrin-mediated signaling pathway. The transcript is spliced from 30 exons. Gene Ontology annotation, molecular function: integrin binding. Bases 184 to 3738 code for a protein of 1184 amino acids.